CUGUUCAUUACUAGUAUUUCACAGUCACAGAUAGGACGUAUUCAUUUCGUUGUUAAUUUGUGCGGAGUUACGGUUCCUAGCUAUGUGGCGCUUUCUGGUCCUCCUGGUGGGAACGCUGGGUGUGGUGCAAGCAGGUAUCAGCGAUAAAUGUUUAGCCUGUAUCUGUCAAGUGGAAACGCACUGUAAAUACACCCCUUGUCAUCCAGAUGUGGGAUCUCUCUCGUGUGGACCGUACCAGAUCAAGGAACCUUACUGGGAAGAUUGCUACAAACCUGGAAAAGGAUGGAAACCGUGUGCCCUGGAUUUCCAGUGCGCUGCGAAAUGCGUCAGGAGCUACACAGGGCGAUACGGACAAUACUGUACAGGGGGACGCAUACCUACAUGCGAGGACUAUGCCAGAAUUCACAACGGCGGCCCGCUCGGGUGCAGGAAAAAAGCGACAUUAGGCUACUGGGAAAGAGUGAAAAAGUGCUUGGAGAAGAAACCAGACUACAGGUUAUUGUGGUCUUCACUGUACAAUUAAUAAUGAGGGUGUGACAUAAAGUCAACGCCAGGUGACAGUAACACCACACGAAAUGAGGAAACCAGUCUAGCAAGUCGUUUUUCGUACACAAUUAAAACUAAAUAAAUAUAAUCAAAAUACGACGUGUUCAACUUGCAUGAACUACGAAACGAAAAAAAUAAAAUGUACAAACUGA
Gigantopelta aegis is the source of this 698-nucleotide messenger RNA. Its product is annotated as lysozyme-like. The record is from RefSeq and is a predicted model, not a curated record. The transcript is spliced from 5 exons. NCBI's taxonomy places the organism in Eukaryota, Metazoa, Mollusca, Gastropoda, Neomphalida, Peltospiridae. The coding region runs from base 83 to 523 and encodes 146 amino acids. Gene Ontology annotation, molecular function: lysozyme activity.